AUGAAUCAACCAUCCGUUCUCAUAUUCGUUCACUUAUUGAAAAAUUUUCUUCUAAUAUUGAAUAUUUUUUUACAUUAUUGUGAUAAAAAAAAAGCAUACGAUCUAGAAACAUUUGAACUCGAAUUAGCUUUACUUACACUGAUCGAAUUAUUACAAGAACAAUUUAACAGAUUUAAUGGGAAAAAACUUCAUUUUACUUACUAUGAUCUUAUGAUUCCAGCGUCAACUGAUUCUGUUUGGACAUAUAAUGAUUACAAAUUAAUCUUUGCUGACACACUUGUCGAAUAUAUUCGUACAAGAUAUUUACUUUCUAUUUACAAGAAAGAUAUAGAUUCUGAUAUUGAAAAAGAAAUUGAUAAUAUUUUCAUGAACUUCAUGCCUGAAUUCUUAACAUGUUUGCAAGUGACAUUAAAUAAUUUACUUAUUAUUAAUAACACCAGUUAUUCAGACAUUAUCGCGAAAUUAGUAUGUAAAAGAAUAUUUAUGUAUUUUUUCAACUAUAUUUUCCCACCCAUUACUUAUCCACUUGUUAUUUAUGAUAAGAGAAAUUCGUGCAGUCGAAGUUAUAAAUGUCAGCUUUGUGGAUUUAUUGGGAUAGAGUUCUUCAAAUUUGUAUGUUGGUCAUCGUUCUGGUUAUCUAUAUAUAAUAUUAUACAAUACAACUGGUUUUCCGUUGUUACACAGAAAGCAAAUGAACUUGAAGUUUAUUAUCCAUUAGGAUUAAUCAUUUCGACAACAUCUAUUCUUCAUAUUUACGAGGCUUUGAUAUCCUUAUCUGUUGUACUUCGAGUUAGUUGA
Molecule: messenger RNA, 798 nt
Organism: Adineta ricciae
Lineage: Eukaryota; Metazoa; Rotifera; Eurotatoria; Adinetida; Adinetidae
Source: the annotation of a GenBank genome assembly